AUGAAUCGAAUGCAAGCUCGAUGGAUUACCUUUUUGCAGAAAUUCACUUUUGUUAUAAAACAUAAAGUUAGCACUGAAGUCGUUGGGUUCGAUUGUUUAAAGGAAUUGUAUGGAACCGAUAAGGAUUUUGGCGAUAUAUGGGCUCAUUGCAAUAAUAGGGAAUUUAUACCCGAUUACCUUCUUCAAGAAGGAUUCUUGUUUAAGGGAAUGCAAUUAUGCAUUCCUCGUUCUUCUUUGUGUGAGCACUUGAUUCGAGAACUACAUGCAGGCGAUUUAAGCGGACAUAAAGCUAAGGGACAAGCUCAAAAUACUGGCCUUUAUACCCCUUUGCCUGUUCCAGAUACAAUAUG
Olea europaea var. sylvestris is the source of this 350-nucleotide messenger RNA. RefSeq lists its product as uncharacterized. The record is from RefSeq and is a predicted model, not a curated record. The annotation marks the transcript as partial. Lineage: Eukaryota; Viridiplantae; Streptophyta; Magnoliopsida; Lamiales; Oleaceae. The transcript is spliced from 3 exons.